AGCGGAACCACACAGAGGUAGCAGGGCUCGGAGAAGAGUUCGGAUUUGAGGAAGAGCCCGACGGCGCUGGAGAUUUCGAUGCCAACAUGGACGCCUGGUCUCGGUGCGGACGUGAUUGAGAGCUAGAUCAACGCACGGAGAACACACUUGUUUUGAUUCAAGGUAGGUCGGCCAGGUGAUGCUGAUGGACCAGGAAACUCAGUGGCUGUACCAUCUCCUGGCUGAGGUCCAGCUGGAGAGUUUCUACCUGCGCGUCAGAGAUGGCCUUAACAUCAGCCGCAUCGAGCACUUCAACUACGUCAAGGAGUCCGACCUGGAGCAGAUAGGAAUCAGCAAACCUGCACAAAGAAGAUUAUGGGCAGCUCUGAAAUCCUACAAGACGAAUUCCCGAGGACGGCCAAUGAUGCCCAAGGUCAGCGGUCAAGGUCCGGAUGGAGGGGAGCAGUGGAGCGGAGGCGGCCCGGCUCAGGAGGGUGGUAGCCGAACUCUUCCCCGUCUGAUCCAGGACAGUGAGCUGAUCCUGAGAGAGAAGCUGGGCUCCGGGUCCUUUGGGGUGGUGAAGAGGGGAGAGUGGCAUGCGCCUAAUGGGAGAGUUUUGCCUGUGGCAAUAAAGUCACUAAGGAGCAGCAUGUCCGGGAAGACGAACGCACUGACAGACUUCCUCCAAGAGGUGACGACCAUGCAGUCACUGGACCACCCCAACAUCAUCCGACUUUAUGGUGUGGUGCUCACACAGCCCCUCAAGAUGGUAACAGAGCUGGCCCCCUUGGGCUCACUAUAUGACACCCUGCGCUCGCAUCAGUAUGAGUACCCUCUGCUCCGCCUCUGGCUCUUUGCUAACCAGAUCGCAGCGGGUAUGGACUACCUGGAGACAAGGAGAUUCAUCCACAGGGACCUAGCUGCAAGAAACAUACUGCUGGCAUCCAGAGAGAUGGUGAAGAUCGGGGACUUUGGGCUGAUGAGAGGCCUGACCCAAGACAAGGACCACUAUGUGAUGUCAGCACACAGAAGGAUCCCAUUUGCAUGGUGUGCUCCAGAGAGUCUUCGUGUUGGCUCGUUCUCCCAUUCCUCAGACGUGUGGAUGUUUGGCAUCUCCCUGUGGGAGAUGUUCACCUACUGUGAGGAGCCCUGGUUCGGUCUGUCAGGCAAACAGAUUUUGUGGCGUGUGGAGCGGGAAGGGGAGCGUCUGGAGAAACCGCCGGAUUGUCCCCAAGAAAUGUACAACGUCAUGAGGAAGUGUUGGGCCUGCAACCCUGCUGACAGACCCAGCUUCGCCCAGCUCAUCACAAUGGUGGCAGAGGCUAGACCACUGGAGGCGCAAGCAACAAGAGACUUUGCUGAAUCCAGAAAACUUGGACUGGUGGCCAACGACCUUGUGACCGUCAUAGACCAUGGUCUGGAGCUGUGUGAGUGGAGGGGCCAGAACCAGAGGACUCUGACAGUCGGCUGGUUUCCUGCGAGCUUUGUCGUGCUGUCACUCCCUCUUGCUGCCACUGCCGGAAACUCCAUGCCCAACCCUGCUUCUUCCACCCCUAACAUCUCAGCCCCGCUGAAGGGGAGCCUGCAACACUACGUGCACGGAGACAUCAAACCUGAGCGCUGUUGGGUGACACCCGAGAACCUAGACAACAGUGGCAGCUGGAGGACGGGGCCUGCCCGGGAGAAGGAGGGCUCCAAUCUGCAACGCAUGGCAGGUAUGUCUCAGAGCCUGGAAUCAGUUUUGAGCGGACAACGUCCCCGGGCUCACACAGUAGGGGCGUUGGGACUGAAUCAGCCGGGCAGACUCCUGUCCCCUGGGAUGGCAGCUUGUAGGGUACGACCGCAGCCGGACCAACGCCGGUUCAGCGGGGUCGAUUUAGCCCUGCCUCAGAGACCGCCGCCACUCAACCUGAAACGCUUAAACAUGAAACCGAGGAGACCUGCAAUCCAACCUGUCCUGGGAACCUCCUGGUCUCCACAGGUGGUUCUGUCCCCUCCAGCGCAGACGCAGCCUCAACCCCAACACCUACCGCAGCAGAGCAUGGGCGGCUCCAACCUGGUCAAAAUGGCCCACAUGGCACGCUCAACCCCGCAGCUGGACGAGAACACGGACAACAGGGAGAGAGAUCGAGAGAGGGAACGAGUCAGAUAUCGAGAGAAAUUACCUAAUGUACAGAGCACAAAAGACAGUCUCACGUCACAGAUUAUGGAGGCAGUUCAUGGAGUGACCAUUGAAGAGGUUCAUGCUGCACUUCAACGAAAUGAAUGGAACCCAGUGCGAGCUGAACAACAACUCAAGUUGGACCAGAUGUACAUGCUGAGCCUCUGCUCCAGAGAAGAAUGUCUGAGGAUCCUCAACAGAUACCAGUGGAACCUGCAGCUGGCCAGCCGCUACCUGUUCCGAUGGUUUGGCGAGAAGGAGCGGCCUCCAGUUAGCACAGAAAGACGAGUCUGAAGGGAUUUUCAGGCUUCAGCAAUGCAUCGAUGGAUAACUUUUUUUAGCAACAAUACUGGCAUUUGAAGCUGUCGCACUGAGCACCUUGAUAUGGGAACAUACAUGAGGUCCAGUGCAUAUAAAAGUAGAAAAGUGAAGAUUUUUUUAAUGUACAAACAAAAGAAUAUUUUGCUUAUUUAGCAAA
Messenger RNA from Etheostoma cragini (Arkansas darter), 2618 nucleotides. It is a transcript of the gene tnk1, whose product is annotated as tyrosine kinase, non-receptor, 1. Gene Ontology annotation, biological process: protein phosphorylation. Gene Ontology annotation, molecular function: ATP binding; protein binding; protein tyrosine kinase activity. The transcript is spliced from 15 exons. NCBI's taxonomy places the organism in Eukaryota, Metazoa, Chordata, Actinopteri, Perciformes, Percidae. The record is from RefSeq and is a predicted model, not a curated record. Bases 179 to 2434 code for a protein of 751 amino acids.